AUGACCCCUGGGUCGGAAUCAUCUGUUCUGUCAAGCAACUACUCUCGCCCUCUUUCUUAUACCGGUGCACGGGCUCCCGAACCUGCCAGCGAGCAAGGAGACUCAUCACAUGUAUACCCUCGACCCCAAAAGACACUCUUGGCUGUCGCUCAAACCGUUAAAAACCUUGGUGGGAGGCUGAAAAAUAAUUUUCGAGGCUUGGCGAAAUGCAUGGGCAAAUAUACGCGGCCGCGGCCCAAUCUUGUGAUCCCUCCUCGGUCCUCGCGGGCCAAUUUGGAUUCUACCUGGCAUUCAUCGUCCGUCGCAGACUCUGUCAUUUCCAUCACCCUUUCUUCCGACUUUCAAACUCUCUCCGAAUGGUUGGAAGAUCGGCAUCGCUCGGCAUCAGAGGACAUGACGAAUGGGCCAAGGAUGAGCCUUGAUGAGUAUGAACGGCAUGGUAGCUGGCUGGAACUUGUGCCCGCGGAGUCCAAGGAGAAAGGAUGGAUUUGCGGGAGACCCGGAUGCGAACUUCACAGAUCCGAUCUCAUGAACGACAACGACAGCGACGACAACGUUCCUGCGAACUCUUGCGCCUCUAGAUGGACGCCUAAGCUACAUUCCAACUCCAGUGAGAGCUAG
Heterobasidion irregulare TC 32-1 is the source of this 621-nucleotide messenger RNA. RefSeq lists its product as uncharacterized. The record is from RefSeq and is a predicted model, not a curated record. Bases 1 to 621 code for a protein of 206 amino acids. The transcript has a single exon. NCBI's taxonomy places the organism in Eukaryota, Fungi, Basidiomycota, Agaricomycetes, Russulales, Bondarzewiaceae.